AACGCGCCACGCCACUCUCCAUGGAAGAGCCAACGGCCGGCACCGGACCAGCGUCGAGCCCCGCGCGACCGUCAGCCACCGGUUCCGCCGUGAGGCCGUGUCCGGGCGGACUCCGCCACCGCGCGCCCACCUCCGCCCAGAAGCUCAUCGGCCUCCUCGCCCUCCUCACCUCCGGAGGAAUCCUCCUCUUCCUCACCGGCGCGCUCACCCUCGUCUUCCUCGGCCCCGCCGCGCUCCUCACGAGCCCCAUCUGGGCGCCGCCAGUAGCCAUCGCGUUCUUGGUGACCUCCGUGGCGGUGCCGGCGUGCGCUUUCGCGGCCGCGGGGGUGGCCGGCGCCGCCUGGGUCUACCGGUACGCGAAGGGGUGGCGCGCGGCGGGCUUCGACCGAGUGGACUACGCGCGCAGAGGCCGCGAGUUCGGCGGCCACUCGAAGAGCCGCCCGAAAGACGCGGCGCCGGGGGCGUGAUCGAUCGGGGAGGGGAAUCAGUGUGUUGUUCCGAUCAUGAAGACGCUGCCGGUUCAGCUUCGUUCAACACUUGGAAGACUAAAACAGAGUACGUCUUGGGGCGGCGGCGGCAGGCAGAUUUUUAAUUACUACAAUAAGACAAGAAGAAUUUAGGUUUUAUAUACACUUUAAUUCCUUAUCAAACGCACGUACCUACGUAUGCGUUGCUACUCUAGGCCAUGUUAGAAAAUGUAGUAAUAAUAAUUAAAAUAAAAUUUUCCUACAAGAAUUAUUUUAC
Zingiber officinale is the source of this 744-nucleotide messenger RNA. Its product is annotated as oleosin-like. The record is from RefSeq and is a predicted model, not a curated record. Gene Ontology annotation, biological process: lipid storage. The transcript has a single exon. The coding region runs from base 21 to 467 and encodes 148 amino acids. Gene Ontology annotation, cellular component: monolayer-surrounded lipid storage body; membrane. NCBI's taxonomy places the organism in Eukaryota, Viridiplantae, Streptophyta, Magnoliopsida, Zingiberales, Zingiberaceae.